Molecule: messenger RNA, 2113 nt
Organism: Neocloeon triangulifer
Lineage: Eukaryota; Metazoa; Arthropoda; Insecta; Ephemeroptera; Baetidae
Product: zinc finger protein 660-like
Exons: 8
Coding region: 163-1992 (609 amino acids)
Biological process (GO): regulation of transcription by RNA polymerase II
Cellular component (GO): chromosome; nucleus
Molecular function (GO): chromatin insulator sequence binding; zinc ion binding
Source: RefSeq, a predicted model, not a curated record
GUAACAUCGCCGUUCAUUUGACAAUGAGAUGGGACACAAAACGCAGUUGCCGCCGCUUAUUUUUCGCAAAUUAUAGCCAAAAACUAAUUAAUUUUACUUCUGGAAUCUACGCAUACGUCAAGAGUUGCCUCGCACACGAUCCCCAGAGGAUUGUAAUUCACCAUGAGGCGAAAGCAACAGUCUGAAUCACGGGCCGGACCUUCGGGAGCCAAGUCCUUUUUAGAUAUACAAGGACUUGAGGCUUUCGAGUCUUGCAGGUUGUGUUCCCACGAAGGAAGCAAUGGGGCCACAGAGAUUUUCAGUGAGAAGGGAAUCAAGAAAAACUUACCAGCCCUAAUAAAAAAUUACCUUAAGAUUGUGGUGUCGGAAAGUGACCUGCUGUCAAAAUCAAUUUGCAAAAAGUGCUGUGAUCACCUAGUGAAAUUUCAUCUCUUCGCCCAGAAUGUCAAGACAGUUCAGGAUAAAUUGGAGGAGCAAAAGUUUUGCAUGGAAAAUUUAACCGAACCAAAAAUUGAAGCUCAUUACCAGGAUGAGCACGCCUCUCCGUUAGACAAUUAUCUCGAAGCAAACCACUCAAGUUCAGUGGAAAAGCACAUUCCGGAUGACAUCGUCUCUUCUCUUGGACUUCUGAGUGACCUUCCCAUUGAUUUGUCAUCAGACGACUUCGACGAGCCGGAUGGUCUGAUAAAAAUAAAAGAAGAGGCCAAAGAUUCAGAGCCGGAGGAGGAUUUGGAGCAGGAUGACCAGGUCAGCACCACAAGUGAAGAGGAGGAAGAGGACUCCGAUGUGACUGAUUCCCCUUCAACAAGAAUUCGGUCCGAUAUUAAAGAGCAGGAGAAGGAACUCUCCGAAUUUUACAAACUCACUUGUUCCGAGUGCGAAUACAAAUGCACCACAUUCGCCUCAUUAUCUUCGCACUGCAAGAAAACGCAUGACUGCCGUCCUACAAUAUUUUGCCAUUGUGGCAAGUCCUUUAAUAGGCGCAGCCACUUGAUCAGGCACAGAAAUCAGCACCUAGGAGUUCAUCGUUAUAAGUGUGAAACGUGUGAGAGAGGUUUUCACUUUAAAUUCAUGCUUCGGUCUCACAUGUACACUCACGGCCCUGAAAGUGACAAGCCUUUCAAGUGUGAUGAAUGCCAAAGAUCGUACAUCACCAAGUCGGGCCUGACCAACCACAAAACAAUGAAGCACUUGCCUCCCAGAGCUCGAGUCUCAUGUGAUAUUUGCAAUAACACUUUCAGCCACCCUAAUUGUCUUUACACCCACAAGAAGACUGUCCAUGGCGACCAAAGACACUUUGUCUGUCACAUUUGCGGCAAAACAAUGUCCACUGUUGGGAAUUUGAAAGGCCACCUUGAAACGCACAAAGAGUCCUGCAACGUCCAAUGUGAAGUUUGUGGCAAACGCUUUAAAACCAGGAUGAGACUUGUCAGACACAUGGAGUACCACAAAGCUGUAGUUCAUGAGUGUCAGGUGUGUGGGAAGCAAUACCAAACCCGAGGAUCUUUGCGGUCUCAUCUUUUGGUACACAGCGAUGACAGGCCCCACAAGUGCAAUCUGUGCCAGAAAACUUUCAAACGCAGCAAACAAUUAAAGCUCCAUCUGUAUCAGCACACUGGCGAACGCCCCUACAAGUGUCCGUUCUGUCCGAAAACUUUCACCAACGCUGGAAACAGGGCGACCCACAAAAGACGAAUCCACUCAAAAGUGAUCAGCCAAAGUGUCAUCGAAGACAAUUCCGCUUCGACCAGCCUGUUUUGUGUUAACGAAGAAAUUUCCGGCAACCUGAACGGCCAGCAAAGAAUGUCUUCCACCGAGGCCAACAACCUUGAAACGCAAAACCUGCAGUCGAUGGCCGCUGUUUUGAACCAGCCUGCAAUGAUGAUGGGCGGAAUGAUGCUCCCUCUGCAAACACCCAACCUGCAGCCAGUCAUGCAUGCGCAACACCUUCUCACUCAAGGUCUACCAAGUCAUUCCACAGGCGCGUGGUAAUUAAUGGUUUUAUUGUACUGGCAUUAUUUAUUAUUAUAUUAUUUCAAGUGAGGUCUUCCAUUAGUAGAAAAUUAAUGAAGUGUAAGAUGUUAAGGUCUUAUUAAUUAAACAAGAAAAGAAA